AUGGCUGGGUCAAGCCGGGGAAGAGGGCGGACGGCCUUCACGUUCGAUGUUGGAGCUAUUGGCUUUGCUAAAGGGGAAGCACUACCUGAAGCAGCAUUCAAGCCUUCUGCCCUGUAUCCUCCUACAGAUUUCAAACCGAUACCACUGAAAGCAGGAGAGAAUGAAGAUUAUCUUGUGGCAUUAAAACAAGAAUUUAGGGCAACAGUGAGAAAUACACCCUAUUUUAUGUGCAUUAAAAAUGAAGACCGAGGUCAAAAAGGGAAAGCAAUACCAAAAAUCUGUGUUAAGGAUUGUUCAUUCACCAUUCUGAAAAUAACUAGCACAUUACAUGUAACCUGGUUUUCUCCAACAGAGUUGGAAAAGAAAGGUGAUGAAGAAAAAGCAGAUGAAGAGAAAAAGAAAAAAGACAAAGGGGAAGAAGAGGAAGAAGCAGAAGAGCCAGAGGAAAACGAUGAAGAGGAGCAUGGGGAGAAUGACUACAUUUCUUCAUAUUUUGAAGAUGGAGAUGACUAUGGAGCCGUUAAUGAUGACAAUAUGGACGAAGCAAUUUACUAA
Molecule: messenger RNA, 555 nt
Organism: Euleptes europaea (tarantolino)
Lineage: Eukaryota; Metazoa; Chordata; Lepidosauria; Squamata; Sphaerodactylidae
Gene: POLR3G
Product: RNA polymerase III subunit G
Exons: 5
Coding region: 1-555 (184 amino acids)
Biological process (GO): cell population proliferation; transcription by RNA polymerase III
Cellular component (GO): RNA polymerase III complex
Source: RefSeq, a predicted model, not a curated record